Molecule: messenger RNA, 326 nt
Organism: Oppiella nova
Lineage: Eukaryota; Metazoa; Arthropoda; Arachnida; Sarcoptiformes; Oppiidae
Source: the annotation of a GenBank genome assembly
AUUGAUAUCUUUGACACAAUCGACUGAAGACUUGCGAAGACAUAAUCACCGCAUGAGUUGGUUCUAUAGAUGCUAUGGACCCAAGUGUUGGAUGUAUUGGUCUUUACUGCGGAAGAACUAAAUUAGAUGAAUAUAAUUACAGCGAUUGUGGUUCGUGUUUGCGAGGCUUCCGAGUGGAUGGGAAUGGCGUUUGUGUGGAGUGUGUGGAAAGGCCACAGUUUUACGACUGGCUGUACAUCACUUUCAUGGCUUUCAUUUUAGUGAUCAUUGAGUGGUAUUUGACGGAAGAAUGUGUCAAAAGACGUCAACUCACUGUCGAUGUCCUG